AUGAUGCCCGCAUUCAUUCGAGCAAUUUGGUGGCCAGACGCGGCUACGAAAAGAGAGGAGGCUCUAGACACGUUCCUGCGCAUGCAACUUGCUGCUUUGUCAAAGCCCAACACACAGGAUGACUGUGCUUGGCUAUACUGCUGGUGGCAACAUGGCUUCCGGUAUGUUGGCAUGGCGCGUGCCCGCCGUGCCGAUGCUUGCAUGUCUGGUGGCCCUCUAUGCCGUUUCGUGGAACACCUGUCCCUCCGGACUCGGCCGCACCCCAGGGAUGCUCAGAAGCUCCGCUACAGGCGUGCGCGAUCAUACAGCGGCGGUUCUUUCUGGUGGCUCCCUGCUUUUGUGGGUCGCACUGCCCAGGUUGCUGCCAUGGAACAGCUCGAGAUCAAACUGCACUUGCCGAAUGCCAAUGGUCCCGCACGGGCAGGCAUGCUUGACAAACCUUGCAAGGUUCAGCGCAAGCGCCCUCCUCGCUGGCGCCGCCUGCGCUGCAGUGGGAGGGCUCCUCCUGCGCAUGCUGCUUGGGAAGGGCACAUCGGCGGUUCCCAGCUAACAAAAGGAAUGGCUUCAUUCGAAUCCGCUGAUGCGGACCUCUCACAAUGGUCCUUUUGCCAAGCAUACAGGCAUACACAGCGGUGCCAGAUGGGUACGGAAGCAACCAUGGGACCUCUGAGCAUUUAUUCGCCGGCUAUGCAGCAGCUCUUCCUCCUAUGGGCUGCUGCGGGCAACGAGAUCGAUUGGGGCCUACUGGAGAAAUGCUGGAAAGUGCCUUGUGGACCUGUUGCUUUGGCAAAGCUAUGCCACAUGGUCAAGGGGCCUUUGCGCCUCAGCCAUGGCUUGCAUCGUGUGGAGAAAAACUGGGACGUUCCCCGCUUCCUCGAGAAUGGCGACCUGCAGGCAAUGUUCAGAAAAUGCGUAGGGAAGGCCUUUGCUAAGGUCACUGCUUGCAGGCACCUCGGUUGUCAAGCUCUCCCACGGAGGGCACUUCAACAAUACGAUGAGAGGCGAAGAGCAUGCAAGCAAAGCUAUGAUGCGCACACCAGAGAGAUGAGCUUUGCGCCAGGUUGCUCCAUCAUCCCAGACGACAAAUGCAAGAAGUAUGCCUGGAGGAUGUCUCAGGACGCCUACCGCUUCCUGCUGGCCUACUUCAUACUCCUAGCUGCAAACUGGCAGCUGACCGCAAUGAGUGUUACUGAGGCCAACGAGUGGUGCUAUGACAUGAUCAUAGCUUUGCUGCCUAAGCACCUCAUCGGCUUCCUGGGCAUGAGCCGCAGACCGUGGAUCCUGCCCUACUGUUACGCGAUGAUCAAGGCCAAGUGCUUCGCGCCGCAUGGACGAACCUGCAUGUCCGCAGGGCAUUCCUGCGUGCGUAAGGUCAUCAGCUUCGCAACAUGGCCGAAGAAAUCCUGUUGGCGCAUGGUAUCGAGAGGACUGCAGAUUGCUUUGCAGCGUGGGCCUGACAACUGGCAAGUGUGGAGUUUGCGGGACGCCCCGGCCAUUCUUCGGAGGAAGUUGUCAAACCUGUCUAUGCCCGGCGACCCUCACGUGUGCAGCAGAUGUGGCGGUCCAAAGUCGCAUUUGGAAGCAACGGUGCACGACGCGGGCCAGUUCUUCGAAUGUGUCACGGUGACAGAUGCACUCCAAGCUGCGCACGGGGUUCUACAGCUGACUGCCCAGCACACAGGUUGUUUCCAUGCCUGUGUUUUUCGCAAAAAGAAGAAAGCUGGUUUCCUGUCGACUCACAGCUUCAGGUUCCUGCCGAGAAAAUUUCGCUGCUUUGACUUUCAGGAGCUGUUCUUAGUAUUUGCUGCUGCUAUUUCAGUGACAUACGUCUCAGCUGGCUCUCGCGUGGUGAAGCUUUCAACAUUGUCCAUCGGUGGCAUCAUGUCCAUGAUUGCUUCUGCAAUGGUGCUGUGCCUCAGUGAACACAAAUGGUUGCAACGCCGUACUGCCUGGGUUGCAGCUGGGUUCUCUGAUUCCCUGCCUUGGAAUGAGCAAGUUGCGGCAUUGAGAUAUGUCGAUGACUUGCUGCAAGUCAGUGCCAUGUAUUGUGCGGGUUGCCUUGCGAGAGUGCCAGAGGUAGUGUACCAGGUGCCUUUCAAAUUAGCGGAAUCGGGCAGGGCCGUGACAUGGAUCGAUCUGCGCCUAGACUUGGACCCCCUCAGCGUCAGCGUGGCGCAGAAAACAUUGACAAUCAAACCACCAUGGGCAGCGAAAUCAGGAUAUGUGCGCUCCUGGUUAUGUGGGCGAUUUGCCAGAUGGCAACAAGUGGGCUUAUCUAAGGAGAUGACUGCUGCAGAGACCACACGUGCUUUUUGGGAGUUACUUUUGCAGGGCUCUCGAUUAGGAUGCUCAGGGCUCUUGUGUAUUCCUUCAAGCAUGAGCGAUGGGCUGCUUAAUUUCAAGUCUUACAAGCUUGUUAUUCAGCUGCCAAAUCCUACUGCGCGUGAGCUUCAGCAAGACGGGGCCCAAGCUCGUUUUCCUCUUCGUCGCGCCUUGUGUGCCGCCAUGCUCCCACCCUUUCUGCAGUUGGGGCUGCUAAUGGGAUGGCUGCUGCAAGCUGUUAUGGCAACGAAUAGGCUGGGGAAGAAUGGUGAGCGAUACAGACCAUCGAAACCCAUGGGCUCCGGAAGAAGAGGCGAUGAAAGGGCACGCCAUCCUGAAGCGGUGCAAAGGCUGGUGCUAGACAUUCGUACCAAUGACAAUGCUGGCCGUUCCCGCAAGAGGAGCCGCCGAGGAAGACCUCGUUCGUCUUCAUCAAGCUCAAGCUCAUCUUCGCGCAAUAAAGCCAGAAAGGACAAACAAGAGAUUGCUCGGCUCAAAGCCAUGCUUGCGGAGAAAGAGGCUGAGGAGUGCAAACGUGAGGCCGACAAGAAACAUGCUGACGCGGAAGCUGCCAGGAGGAGAGAAUUGGAAGAGUUCAAGUCCACUGUCCUGUCACUUCUGCCAAAGCAGCCUCCAUUGCCGGCCAACGUCACAGAGGGUAUGCCAAAAGCUUCGUUCAGUGCAGAGAUUGCCCAGCGCGCAGGUUACUUUGUGCAUGAGGUGGCCGAUUUUGCUGGGUGUGAUUCUUGGGAGGACAUCGAGGCCCGUCUCAAAAACGUGUCGAAUCCAAAGCUGAAGGAGAUGCUGCAGGGGAAGGGCGUGACUGAUGUUCCCUCAUCGAAGCCCGCUGUGGUCAAAGCAGUCAUGCGAGUCCUGAAGAACGAGUUUUCCUCUGUUCAGUGA
Molecule: messenger RNA, 3225 nt
Organism: Symbiodinium pilosum
Lineage: Eukaryota; Dinophyceae; Suessiales; Symbiodiniaceae
Source: the annotation of a GenBank genome assembly